AUGGUGAAACCAAGAAAAUAUGGAGGUUUUGGAAUCGGUGAACUAAGAAGUGCCAACUUAGCUUUAUUAACAAAGUGGGGAUGGAAGUACAAGGAGAAUCCGGAAGCCUUAUGGGCCAAAGUAGUGAGAGCAAUUCAUGAAAAUAAGAGAAGUCACAAGCUUAUUUCAGUUUACAAUGGAGUGCCAGGAAUAUGGAAAGAUAUUGUUACAUCAUACAAGGAACUAGAAAGAAAACGAAUAAAUCUGAAAGAAAGGCGGGAGGCGAAGUUGGGAGACGGAAUGAAGGUAAAGUUCUGGUUGGAUAACUGGGUAGGUGGAAUGCCGUUCAAGGAGCGAUACCCGGAUUUGUUUAGAAUUGCGAGGAGGAAGCGAGCAUGUAUAGCGGAUUUUGCGGUUAAAGUACAUAACGAAACUCAAUGGAAUAUCGAAUGGACAAGACCCCCGAACAGCGAUGUAGAAUGGGGACAAUGGUCUGGAAUGUUAAGCGAUUUAAAUAAAGUAGGUCUCGGUUCAGGGGAAGACCGAUGGGGAUGGCGGACCGAUUGUAAUACCUCGAUGUAUCAAUCUCUACAACAGUUUUGUGUUUGGUUCGGUGGCAGUUAUUGUUUUCAUAUCAGUAAGAGUGACACGUCAGCCCUAGCGGGGUUGGGGUGUUACACCGAUAAAUGGGAGGACUUCACGGUGGCGGCGGUUAAGGAACAUAUUGCAAAACUAGUGGAUAGUGAACAAGAUGUACAGUGGCCUCAUUGGAAUUCUUGGGCUUCGGCUAAAGUUAACUACUUCACCUGGAGAGCGGCUUUAGGAAGGAUUGCGGUAAAACAAGAAUUGAGAAAGAGAGGGAUUGAGCUGUUGCCGUUGUAUGUGGAUAUUAGCUCUUGUGUAAAGAUAAUGGCAUAUGUGGAUGGAUUGAGUGGAUCAACGGACUGGAAGAAGGUUGUGAAAUUGGUAUUUCAAGCAACUAUAUGGCAUCUAUGGAAGUCAAAGAAUGAAAAGGAGUUUAAAGGAAUCUCAAGAUCCGGAAAUAACGUCGUUGAAGAUGUCAAGGCAGACAUGUUUUUAUGGAUGAAAUGUAGAUCAAAUUUCAAGGAUUUAGUAUGGGAUAGAUGGGUGAACUUCAAUAUAAGAGAUACAAUAAAAUAG
Helianthus annuus (common sunflower) is the source of this 1140-nucleotide messenger RNA. RefSeq lists its product as uncharacterized. Bases 1 to 1140 code for a protein of 379 amino acids. The transcript is spliced from 4 exons. The record is from RefSeq and is a predicted model, not a curated record. NCBI's taxonomy places the organism in Eukaryota, Viridiplantae, Streptophyta, Magnoliopsida, Asterales, Asteraceae.